Messenger RNA from Mesorhabditis spiculigera, 867 nucleotides. Lineage: Eukaryota; Metazoa; Nematoda; Chromadorea; Rhabditida; Rhabditidae. The record is from the annotation of a GenBank genome assembly.
AUGGAGACGAUUUGGUCGAAAAUGGAUUGGGCGAUUCGAGACGCCGGAAAGAAGGUAGGGGCCCACCGACAAUGUUAUAACGACUGGAACCAAUGGGCCAUGGGUUGCAAGCUUUCCCUGCCUCUCUCCGCGGGAAUUCCACUCUCGUACGUGCUACUGCUGCACAUCUUCGAUCACAACAGUAAAGACAAGAACGAACCAGCGUCGCUGAAGAAAAGAUUUUUGGCCGCCGCUAUCAAUAAUGCUGUUUCAAUUGGAUUGACUUACUACGUGCUCUCAUUCAGCUCUUCAACGCCGCUUUCUCUAAUGGGAUUUAAAUCCACGGGGAAUCUGGCGUCGAUCGUGGUUCCGGCCGGCUUGACACUUACACUCUAUGCGGGACAGAUCCUCUUGAUGUACUACGAGAAGGAGUUGGUCGAUUAUUUCAGAUUGUCUUCGUGGGGUGCCUCCUUCCGACAGUGGACCUGGUGGCGCGAUAUUGUUGUGGCUCCGGUCACUGAAGAGAUCGCAUUUCGGGGUUGCGCCGCGGCACUGAUGGCGACCUGUCUAUCGCCGGCCCAAACCAUCUUUAUUGCCCCGUUGUCUUUCGCACUUUCUCACAUGCACCACAUCGACGAUGACACGAAGAAGGGCGCCACACUCAGGGAUGCGGUGGUUGGCAGAGCGUUCCAAGGGGCGUAUACGUACAUCUUUGGCGCCUACGCCACCUUCUUGUUCUUGCGCACGGGCAACAUCAUCGCUCCGAUGGUAACCCACUCGAUGUGCAACGGCUUUGGGCUGCCGCAGCUCCACGAAAUUCAGCCCCUACCAAAGAUGCGCACUCUGGAUUACGUUCGGCCUGGGAUUCGUCGGUACUAUACUGCCCUU